Molecule: messenger RNA, 1107 nt
Organism: Lachancea mirantina
Lineage: Eukaryota; Fungi; Ascomycota; Saccharomycetes; Saccharomycetales; Saccharomycetaceae
Source: the annotation of a GenBank genome assembly
AUGAGUGUCUUUUUAUGGUCAGUGGCGGUUUUGGGCUAUGUUGUCCAGACCAAAUGUAUUUCGCACAUGGUAUUCACAUCUCAACAAAAUGUUAGCCCUUUUUACCUAACUUUUGUUCAUCUUUCCUCUUGGCUUCUCGUAUUACCGUUGACUCAACUCUUUUUUCGAGUCAAGUAUGGUUUGGUCCAUGGGCGGAGCAUGUGGAGUAUCCCCCAGCUGAGCAGUGAAGAAACGGAGUUCGAUACAGAAGCUCAAGAGGAACAACAGCCUGAGAAACGGUUUUCAAUUUGGGUUCACGCAAUUAAAAUUGCUGGCUUGGCAAUCCUUCUAUCUCUCGGGUACUAUACUUAUUUUACCUCUAUUAAACUGUCGCCGGCUCUAGAUAUUGCCAUUAUUCACAACAUCUCCAAAUUUGAGAUCUGUUCGUUGUUGUUAGGUGUUUGCGGUAUUAGUUCAAGAAGACACCUUUUCAAAAAUUACGUGCUCCUGGUUACGAUACUAGUGGGCGUUUUGAUUGUAUCAUACACCAAGGCAACUUGCGAUUUCCUUGCGGGCAAAUUGUCCGUAAACGCAGAAACAGGUGAACUGACCGAUCCUUUUCUGUUUGACAGGCUUAAGGGAGCGCUUAUUUGCGGUCUAGGUGCCCUCGUCAAUGGACCCGCUACUGUUCUAUGGAAUAAAUGGAUUGUAAGCAGCUUUUUCUCAGACAAGAGACAGAAAUCAAGACUUUACCAUUCAUUUAUGCUCAACUACCAAGUGAGCUUAGUUGGUGUGGCAUGUCUUGUACUACUCGGACCAAUCCUGAUCAUAUAUUGUCGUGAUGAAAGUCUACUAGGCGGAUUUGCCCAAAAUUCUGGACUUCUACUAGCGUCUAUCUUCCUAGGAAACAUUCCAAUGAUUCUCGCCUUCGUGCACCUUUCCGAAAAGUCCUGUCCCGAGUUUGCUACAACUUGUUACAUGGGCUCCAUUAUUGCCACUGCAAUCUCGGACUGGUUGGCGGAAAGUGGAGGUUCUAUCAUAACAAGAUGGGAGGUGAUUGGAUAUUUUCUCAUCAGUAUCGGCGGUGUCAUAUUGGGCUUCAACUACCGUUCUCAGAAAAACUGCUGA